This is a messenger RNA of Pleurotus ostreatus (oyster mushroom), 915 nucleotides long. It is a transcript of the gene NTA1, whose product is annotated as Carbon-nitrogen hydrolase. Bases 1 to 915 code for a protein of 304 amino acids. Gene Ontology annotation, biological process: protein catabolic process. Gene Ontology annotation, molecular function: protein-N-terminal glutamine amidohydrolase activity; protein-N-terminal asparagine amidohydrolase activity. The record is from RefSeq and is a predicted model, not a curated record. The transcript is spliced from 8 exons. Lineage: Eukaryota; Fungi; Basidiomycota; Agaricomycetes; Agaricales; Pleurotaceae.
AUGGUGUCAAUCCCUAACUUACCCCUACGUAUCGCUGUAGUCCAGUUCGCCCCAAAGAUUGGCCAAAUUCGAGGAAACAUAGCCCGAGCGACGGAACUAUGCAAAACAAUUGAACCCAAGUCGGUCGACCUUGUAUGCCUCCCUGAGAUGAUUUUUACAGGAUACACAUUUCCGGAUGCGACUUCAAUUUUACCGGUGCUCGAGGAACCCUCUUCAGGUCCUACUUCCAGAUUCUGCGCUGAAUUAGCAGAAAGACUCCGCUGCUACGUAGUCGCGGGGUAUCCUGAACGUCUUCGCCCUGAGGUCUCUUCAGGCGCUGGCGAUGAUCAGCAUGUCGGUGCAAACAGUGCUGUCAUGUAUGGCCCCAACGGUGACUUGAUCAACAAUUACCGUAAGACCAACCUAUACGAGACAGAUACAACUUGGGCCAAAGCGGGAACGGGCUUUGCUACAAUCAAGCUCCCUCCUCCUCUUCGAACAGUCUGUUUGGGCAUAUGCAUGGAUCUUAACGCGCAGCCACCAUAUGACUGGACAAUAGAAGAGGGACCGUACGAACUCGCCAGUCACUGCCUUGAUAGCAAAGCCGACCUACUCAUCUUACUGAAUGCAUGGCUGCAAUCGGAAAAGAGUAGCCAAGAGGACGAUACAGACUGGAGUACUCUUAACUUUUGGGCUGCAAGGCUACGACCACUCUGGGCCGAAUCUGACAAUUCAAACGACAAACCUGUCCUCAGUCCUCCCGACGUACGAAGAACCGUUGUUAUAGCGUGCAAUCGAAGCGGGGAGGAGAACGGAGUCAAAUUCGCGGGCAGCUCAGCGUGCUUUGACAUGAAGGUCGGGUCAGGUCGUCCGAGAUUACUGGACGCGAUGGAGAAAGAUGAGGAGGGAGUCCGUAUCUGGACAUUCCCUCAGUGA